Syngnathoides biaculeatus (alligator pipefish) is the source of this 763-nucleotide messenger RNA. RefSeq lists its product as uncharacterized. The coding region runs from base 1 to 648 and encodes 215 amino acids. Lineage: Eukaryota; Metazoa; Chordata; Actinopteri; Syngnathiformes; Syngnathidae. The transcript has 4 exons. Gene Ontology annotation, biological process: ciliary neurotrophic factor-mediated signaling pathway; negative regulation of neuron apoptotic process. The record is from RefSeq and is a predicted model, not a curated record. Gene Ontology annotation, molecular function: ciliary neurotrophic factor receptor binding.
AUGGCCGCCGGGCGCCUCGCUCUCAUCCUUCUGUGUUGCGUCCCGAGCCUCGCCGAGUCGUCGGCUCCGGCGCCGGACGUCCGCGGGGCCAAGUACGGCGACUCCUUCCGCCUGGCGAGGUCCGCCCGAAGCCGCGUCCAGCAUCUGCUGGCGAAAUACCAGAAAUCGCAGCAGUUAGGAGACGAGAACUUUGAGGACAGAGGAGGUCACUCGAAGGACCUGCCGCUGCUUUCGACAACCUUCGACAGCUGGCUCCGUCUCACGGACUGGGAAAGACUUGACGCCGCUCUGUCCGACAUGCAAGCCUACGGGAAGAGUCUGGAGUGGAAGAGGAAAGAGCUGGAGACGGAGGAAAGGGAGGCGACGGGGGUGCAGGCGUUGGCCUGCGCCAAUUUGUCCCAGAGCAUCAAACACGUUGAGCUGGACCUCAGGGACCUGAUCGGCCAAGUCAAAAGUCAGAUGAGUCACAUCAAGAACGCGAGAAGGAAGCCGACCUUUCCCACCGUUCAGGCAGCCCCGAACCACUCAAGUCUCUCCAAAACAGUGUGGGAAAGAAGUGUGGAGGGUUACAUCAUCCUCCGGGAUCUCAACCUUUACCUCACCAAGUUGGCACGGGACUUCCUCCUUCUGGCCUCCAAAAGGCAGUGAUGCCACGCGGGUGCCGGCCUCGGGUCGUCGCCGUCGCCGUCGCCGCCUCACCUGCGAAUCCACGAGUGAGCGUGGCGGGGCUGUUCUGGGAGUUUCCGUCUCGCUUCUGACUGUA